Messenger RNA from Dama dama (fallow deer), 2212 nucleotides. It is a transcript of the gene ENDOU, whose product is annotated as endonuclease, poly(U) specific. Lineage: Eukaryota; Metazoa; Chordata; Mammalia; Artiodactyla; Cervidae. The record is from RefSeq and is a predicted model, not a curated record. Gene Ontology annotation, biological process: immune response. Gene Ontology annotation, molecular function: RNA endonuclease activity; polysaccharide binding; scavenger receptor activity. The transcript is spliced from 10 exons. The coding region runs from base 1 to 1242 and encodes 413 amino acids.
AUGAGGGCCUGUGUCCCCCUGAUAGUGGCCAUGCUCUGUGGCCUGGCCUGGGCCGGCAAAAGGGAGUCAUGCGCAUCUCGCUGUAAUGAGAGAUUUGACCAGGAUGCUGUCUGCCAGUGUGACCGCCGGUGUCCCCGGCACAGGGACUGCUGUGAAGACUAUGAGCAGCUGUGUACAGCUGAAGAGAAUCCCAGAGAACCAGAGCCAUUCCUGGAGCUGGAGGAGGAGACGGAGGGCGCCCCGGCUAGCAGCUUGUACUUGGCACCCAACUCCUGCCAGGGCCGCUGCCUGGAGGCCUUCGACAAGCACCACCCAUGCCACUGCAAUGCCCGCUGCCCAGAGUUUGGAAACUGCUGCGAGGAUUUUGAGAGCCUGUGUGGCCAUGAGGGCUUCUCCCACAGCAGUGACGCCAUAACCAAGGAAGAACUGCAGAGUGUCUCUGAGAAGAUCUACAGGGCAGACACCAACAAAGCCCGGAAGGAAGACAUCGUUCUCAACAGCCAAAACUGCAUCUCGCCCUCCGAGACCAGAGACCAAGUGGACCGCUGCCCAGAGCCGCUCUUCACACAUGUCAACGAGAAGCUCUUCUCGAAGCCGACCUAUGCCGCCUUCAUCAACCUCCUUAACAACUACCAGCGGGCCACGGGCCGCGGGGAGCACUUCACAGCCCAGGAGCUGGCUGAGCAGGACACCUUCCUCAGAGAGAUCAUGAAGACGGCCGUCAUGAAGGAACUCUACGGCUUCCUCCAGCAGCAGAACCGCUACAGCUCGGAACAGGAGUUCGUCAGCGACCUGAAAAACAUGUGGUUUGGGCUGUAUUCCAGAAGCAAAGAAGAGAGAGACUCAAGUGGCUUUGAGCACGUCUUCUCAGGUGAAGUCAAAAAAGGCAAGGUCACUGGCUUCCAUAACUGGAUCCGUUUCUACAUGCAGGAGAAGGAUGGCCUGGUGGACUAUUACAGUCACAUCUAUGACGGGCCUUGGGAUUCUUACCCUGACGUGCUGGCCAUGCAAUUCAACUGGGAUGGGUACUACAAGGAAGUGGGCUCGGCUUUCAUUGGCAGCAGCCCUGAGUUCGAGUUUGCGCUCUACUCUCUGUGCUUCAUCGCCAGGCCAGGCAAAGUGUGCCAGCUGAGCCUGGGUGGACAUCCCUUGGCCAUUCAGACCUAUACCUGGAACAAGUCAACCUAUGGAAAUGGCAAGAAGUACAUCGCAACAGCCUAUAUUGUGUCCUCCACCCAUUAGAGCUUCAAGCCAGAAAGGCGUAUGAGGGGAGUGAGAGGUCUUAUAGGACUGAGAUGCUAUUUGCUCUGUGCUGGAGGGUAUGGGAUUAGAGGAGACUGGGAAGAAUUCCCCAAUCCAGAAACGUUCCUGUGGGAAAGAAGGAAACUAUAUAAGUUAGAAAAACAGUCAAAUCUUUGUCCUCCAGCACUUUGGAAAUAGAAGGUGAGGACCCUCCAUAGCUGUUUGCCUUGAAGGGAGAUGGAACCAUGAAGAAGUCCUUGACCUAUCCAGGCCUCAUGUUUCCUUUCAAUGCAAAGGGAAGGGGUUUGCUCCACUUCCUCUUCUGGGGGUUGGUAAGAAGGCAAACCUGAUGCUAUUUUUACUGUGAAGAUGUUUUCAAUUGUUCUUAGGAAGAACGGGCCGAUAGAAAUCCCAGAUAACCAUAAUGGCUGUGUACACAGCACUGCAAACUGUAAUCACCCCUGUACUGGGGCUUCAAAGAAAUCAGGCCAUGGAGAUCAAGGGCAGGUGUUUGGUUUUUCUGAGGGUUAUAUCCUCUAAGGAUAUAACCCUCGCAGAACAGGGUCUGCGAGAGGGUAAGGGCUGAUGCAGUGAGUAGGCUGGAGAGGGAGUACACUCCUCCAGGCCUGAUUUUUUUUUUUUUUUUUGCAGCUAGGUAACUGCAUCAAGAAACUUCCUAUUUGUAGAUAUUAAGGGCAGUUACAGAACUGAAUUUUGAUCCCAAAGAGUUUGUAGAAGAGUUUCCCUCAUAGGAGGAAGAUUCUACAUCAGAAGAAGAAAGGAACCUAUAGUUUGGUAUCGCUAACAUAAUUAUCUUAAGUCUCAUUCAGCAGCCAAAAUUUGCAUAAGCUCCAAAAUGGAAGACAGGGAGACUGGGGCUCCCUAUUUCAGCCUCAAUCAUGCAUUUCUCCCCUAACCGCACUGGGGACCAGAUGCUGUCCCACAGAGUGAGGCUUUAGACUCUUGCAUC